Molecule: messenger RNA, 2470 nt
Organism: Loa loa (African eye worm)
Lineage: Eukaryota; Metazoa; Nematoda; Chromadorea; Rhabditida; Onchocercidae
Product: LIM domain-containing protein
Exons: 19
Coding region: 1-2409 (802 amino acids)
Biological process (GO): actin cytoskeleton organization
Cellular component (GO): cytoplasm
Source: RefSeq, a predicted model, not a curated record
AUGACAGAAAUGGAGGAUGAUCCGUAUGCAAUAAGCUCGGAUACUGAUACCGAAUCAUUGAAAGGUCCACCGCCAAAAAUCAGCAUUGAGGGACGCUCUGUUGCUGAUAUUUCUUCACUUAAAGCCGCUUUGAGGGAAACAAAAGAGGCACUAAAGGAUGAAAAACGCCUCGAGGAAUUGAAUCAAUUGAAAGAGAAGUCCGAAAUACAUAAAAUAAAAAGAGACUUUAUUGAGGGUAGAAAAAAAGAAUUGGGGAAUGAAGCGAAGCCAAUAGAUGAAGAACGUGAACAACUUGCCGCCGUCACAAAAGAAAAGUACUCGAAGUUCAGAAAUAAAUUUGAAAAUCUUCCGGAAGUAAUGAAAGAGGAUCUUGAAGAACGUUUGAAAACCAUGGCGAAAGAGCUGACAGGUGUUGGAAAGGAAAAUUUAGAAAACAUCAAGGAUGCCUUCGAAAAUCCUCAAGAAGGCAAUAAAAGCGAACGCGAACAAAUUUUUAUUGAACGUUCGGAAGCAGACAAAAGACGAGUGAUGAGGACAUUCACGCAGGCAGACCUUAUAGCAGAUGACGCUCCGAAAGAAUGUGCACUGUGUCUAAAAACAGUCUAUCCUGUUGAAAGAAUCUUUGCUAAUAAGCGAAAUUAUCAUAUACAGUGCUUCAAAUGUGUCAAAUGUGGCAAGAAAUUGAUGUCAACGAAUUACAAUAUGCACGAAGAACAGCUGGUGUGCAAACUUCAUUACCUUGAAAUAUUUCAUCCUGAAAUUGCAAAAACAAUGGACCCUGCUACAAGAGAAGAGGAUGAAAAGAUGGAAGAUGAAGAAGAUGAGGAAUAUGCAAUAUCGUCGAAACCAAAGCAACUUGGAGAUGAUGUUAUUAAAAGCGGUACAAAAUUAGACGAUUUGUCCACUAUUGGAUCAUUAAAGGCCAGAAAAGGAGAUUGGGAAAAUUCUGCGAAGGAGGCAGAAGCUGUGCUUACCGAGAAGAAAAAUAUCGUUGAGGAGAUUAUUUCAGGAAAAGUGAAAGCUAAUUUGGAAAAAUUUGUAAUGGGUGCUGCUAAUGACGAAGAGGAAGAGGAGGACGAAGAAAAAGAUGGAAGAGAUCCAAAUAUCGCCCGUGAAGACAAGAAACAUCGUAAGGAGGAACUUAACUUUGAACGGGUAGAUCAUAUAAAGAAUAAGUGGAAAGCAGGCAAUAUACAAACAGCCGAUUUCAAAGAAAUGAAGAACGAUCUGAAGGAACUACAGAAUUAUCCUGGAGUCAAAAAGCGCUUCCAAGAGAUGACAGGGGUCGAACAGAAAGUUGCUAAACAUUGGGACAGCAGGGAACUCAAUACUUCAGGAGUAGCUGAUGCUCGCAGAUCAUUUUUGGAAGGUUCAGCAUUUCAAUCAGGACCGAUUGAGAAAACUGCUAUUGAGCUUGAAGAACUUGAGUUUAAAAAGCUUCAAGAUUUCAAAGAACGCUUUGAAAAAGGUGAAGGAAACAUCCAGGUGCAGAAGAUUGAGAUUGAUAUACACGCCGGAGACCUCAAUGGAAUUAAAUCAGCGUUUGAAAAAGGAGAAGACAAUUUGGAAAUCACACCAGAAGAAAGAGCGGAAUUGAAAAAGAAACAAAUUGAAGAGGAGUUUUUAAGGUACAAGCUUGUUAGACGAGCAGCUGCCCAAAGAGAAGCCAUCAAGGAAGUAUCUGAUGAUGUCGGAAUUGAAGCUGGAGUAGAGAUUCAGGUUGAAGAGAUCAAAAAUCGUUUCGAAAAAGGUGAUUAUUCCUCCAGAAAUGAACAUGAAGAUAAACAAUUGGAUGUGGAAAUUAAAAUGGCUGGUAAAGCUAGGCAGAAAUUCCGACAAAUCGAUGCUGAAGGAACUCAAACAAUUGCUCCACGGAAUCAGCAAGAGAAGCAUAUAAGCAAAUGGGACAAAAAGGAAAGCACAAUCCCGGAACCAGUGAACAGAAGAAUGGUCGAGGAUGAAGAGAAAGAAAUAGAAGAUGACGAUGUUUAUGAUGUUAAAAACCUCAUGCAAAAGUUCACAAACAUUGGUAGAGAAGAGGAAACAAAAAUAAAACAUGAAAGGCCAAGUGAUUUGGAUGAAAUUAAGAUAGCUGCGCGUAAUUUAAAAGAACAGUUCGAAAAAGUUGGAACGAAGUUUGAAAAUGAAACAGCAGAAGAAAAGCGCAGACAGCUCGAAGAAGAAUUUGAGAGAUUGAGGCGUGAAAAAGAAGCAGCUGCUGUUCGAGAAGAAAUCUCGGAAGAAGGGAAAUUUCCUGAAAAAGAAGAGAUUCGUGUGGCUGCUGACCAUGCUUCGAAAAUGGCCGCAAAGUGGGAAAAAAUUCAGAAAAAGGAGGCUAAAAAAGCGGAAAAGAGUCGGAUGCCUCCAAAAAAUGCCACGCAAACGGUUAGUCUGAUAACUUUCAGGUAAAUAAGCAUUUUCUCGUCACUCUUUGAUGAUUACUUACUUCUGCAGGUGCUUUAGUUAUCUA